Oncorhynchus keta (chum salmon) is the source of this 3641-nucleotide messenger RNA. RefSeq names its product alpha-1,3-galactosyltransferase 2-like. The coding region runs from base 2112 to 3167 and encodes 351 amino acids. Gene Ontology annotation, biological process: carbohydrate metabolic process. Lineage: Eukaryota; Metazoa; Chordata; Actinopteri; Salmoniformes; Salmonidae. Gene Ontology annotation, cellular component: vesicle; Golgi apparatus; membrane. The record is from RefSeq and is a predicted model, not a curated record. The transcript is spliced from 4 exons. Gene Ontology annotation, molecular function: hexosyltransferase activity.
CAAUUAACAUACCCUCUCCCUAAUCAAACAUAACUCCUCCCAUUUGCCAAUCAAUGGCUAUAUACAGUGGGGAGAACAGGUAUUUGAUACACUGCCGAUUUUGCAGGUUUUCCUACUUACAAAGCAUGUAGAGGUCUGUUAUUUUUUAUCAUAGGUACACUUCAACUAUGAAAGACGGAAUCUAAAACAAAAAUCCAGAAAAUCACAUUGUAUGAUUUUUAAGUAAUUAAUUUGCAUUUUAAUGCAUGACAUAAGUAUUUGAUACAUCAGAAAAGCAGAACUUAAUAUUUGGUUCAGAAAACUUUGUUUGCAAUUACAGAGAUCAUAGGUUUCCUGUAGUUUUUGACCAGGUAUGCACACAUUGCAGAAAGUAUAUACUAUAUACUUUCGGCCCGUCAUUGGACACUGUGCUAUCUAACCUCCAAACGAGCUUCAAUGCCAUACAACACUCCUUCCGUGGCCUCCAACUGCUGUUAAACGCUAGUAAAACCAAAUGCAUGCUUUUCAACCGAUCGCUGCCUGCACCCGCAUACCCGACUAGCAUCACCACCCUGGAUGGUUCCGACCUUGAAUAUGUGGACACCUAUAAGUACCUAGGUGUCUGGCUAGACUGCAAACUGUCCUUCCAGACUCAUAUCAAACAUCUCCAAUCGAAAAUCAAAUCAAGAGUCGGCUUUCUAUUCCGCAACAAAGCCUCCUUCACUCACGCUGCCAGGCUUACCCUAGUAAAACUGACUAUCCUACCGAUCCUCGACUUCGGCGAUGUCAUCUACAAAAUUGCUUCCAACACUCUACUCAGCAAACUGGAUGCAGUUUAUCACAGUGCCAUCCAUUUUGUCACUAAAGCACCUUAUACUACCCACCACUGCGACUUGUAUGCUCUAGUCGGCUGGCCCUCGCUACAUAUUCGUCGCCAGACCCACUGGCUCCAGGUCAUCUACAAGGCCAUGCUAGGUAAAGCUCCGCCUUAUCUCAGUUCACUGGUCACAAUGGCAACACCCAUCCGUAGCACGCGCUCCAGCAGGUGUAUCUCACUGAUCAUCCCUAAAGCCAACACCUCAUUCGGCCGCCUUUCGUUCCAGUACUCUGCUGCCUGUGACUGGAACGAAUUGCAAAAAUCGCUGAAGUUGGAGACUUUUAUCUCCCUCACCAACUUCAAACAUCAGCUAUCUGAGCAGCUAACCGAUCGCUGCAGCUGUACACAGUCUAUUGGUAAAUAGACUGUAAGUCGCUUUGGAUAAAAGCGUCUGCUAAAUGGCAUAUAUUAUUAUUAUUUAUUAUUAUUAUUAUUAUUAUUAAAUAGCCCACCCAUUUUCACCUACCUCAUCCCCACAGUUUUUAUUUAUUUACUUUUCUGCUCUUUUGCACGCCAAUAUCUCUAACUGUACAUAAUCAUCUGAUCAUUUAUCACUCCAGUGUUAAUCUGCAAUAUUGUAAUUAUUCGCCUACCUCCUCAUGCCUUUUGCACACAUUGUAUAUAGACUUCCCCUUUUUUUUCUACUGUGUUAUUGACUUGUUAAUUCUUUACUCCAUGUGUAACUCUGUGUUGUCUGUUCACACUGCUAUGUUUUAUCUUGGCCAGGUCGCAGUUGCAAAUGAGAACUUGUUCUCAACUAGCCUACCUGGUUAAAUAAAGGUGAAAUAGAUUUUUUUUUAAUUAAAAAAUUGACCAGGUCCUGCCAUGUAGUUCUGGGCUGAUCCCUCACCUUCCUCAUGAUCAUUGAUGCCCCACGAGGUGAGAUCUUGCAUGGAGCCCCAGACCGAGGGUGAUUGACCGUCAUCUUGAACUUCUUCCAUUUUCAAAUAAUUGCGCUAACAGUUGUUGCCUUCUCACCAAGCUGCUUGCCUAUUGUCCUGUAGCCCAUUCCAGGCUUGUGCAGGUCUACAAUUUUAACCCUAUGUCCUUACACAGCUCUCUGGUCUUGGCCAUUGUGGAGAGGUUGGAGUCUGUUUGAUUGAGUGUGUGGACAGGUGUCUUUUAUACAGGUAACGAGUUCAAACAGGUGCAGUUAAUACAGGUAAUGAGUGGAGAACAGGAGGGCUUCUUAAAGAAAAACUAACAGGUCUGUGAGAGCCGGAAUUCUUACUCGUUGGUAGGUGAUCAAAUACUUAUGUCAUGCAAUAAAAUGCAAAUUAAUUACUUAAAAAUCAUACAAUGUGAUUUUCUGGAUUUUUGUUUUAGAUUCCGUCUCUCACAGUUGAAGUGUACCUAUGCUAAAAAAAUGUACAGACCUCUACAUGUUUUGUACUUGGAGGGGUUACUUCCCAUGAGCCGAUGUCCUCAAGCCCCUGCAGAGAAGUUGAAGCUGGGGAACAGUAUAGAUGCCUCCCUAGACCUCUGGUCCAGAAGUGAUGUUCAGACCUGCACUGACUGGGGAGCACCUGUGAUCUGGGAUGGGAUGUUUGACCCAGAUCAUUACGACCAGGAGCACAGGAAGAACCACUCAUCUGUCUCUCUCACUGUAUUCGCUGUGGGCAGGUAUCUAGAUGCCUACCUGAAGGCAUUCCUUCUCUCUGCUGAGCGUCACUUUAUGGAGGCUUUACCUGUGACAUACUAUGUGUUCACGGACGUUCCCGAGAGGGUACCAGACAUCCAUCUUGGUCCUGGGCGGAGCCUGAAAGUUGUGAGGGUGCAGAGACACUCUCGCUGGCAGGACAUCUCGAUGAUGCGUAUGAGGGCCAUCGCAGAUGCCAUCGAGUCAUGGAUUCGUCACCACAGCCACUACGUCUUCUGCUUUGACGUGGACCAGGCGUUUGUGGGUCGGUUCGGCUCCGAGGCUCUGGGAGACUCUGUUGCUCUGCUCCACGCCUACUACUACCACCAACCACAGAGCCUGUACGCCUACGACCGCAACCCCAGGUCCAGGGCCUACAUGGAGACUGGGGACUUCUACUAUCAUGCUGCUGUGUUCGGGGGCUCAUGGCGAACUGUGAAGAAUAUGACGGAGACCUGUUACCAAACCAUCAUGAAGGACAAGGAGAACCAGGUGGAGGCUCUGUGGCACGACGAGAGUCACCUCAACAAGUACCUGUGGCUCCAUAAGCCCAGCAAAGUGCUGUCUCCAGAGUACUGCUGGGACAGGAACAUUGGCUACCGUGGUGACAUACAUGUGGCCCGCCUGCUCUGGUCAGAGAAGAAAUAUGGCACACUCCGGGUUACAGAGUGAGUAAUCAGAACCUGUGUGCAAUAAUCUAAUGGGCAAAAGCCCCUGAAGCAUCAAACAUGGUCCACAGUACAGAGCUGCGAUAGUCUACAGCCCAAUGUGAUUUAUGCCCAUGCCUUGUUCAGAGCAAUGAGGCUUGUAAAUGUGUCAAUGGGCUGUCAGACUAUUAGAGCUGUGAAACUGUGAAUCUUUGGCUUGUGUGUUGAAACAUGAUCUUAAAAGUAGUAUGUUUCUUGGUUCUCCUGUGUUGCUUCAGUUGUCUGGUGGUAUUGUCUCUCCACCCACGAAGUCUGCUGUCUGUGGCUGGCGGGGAUUGAAAAAAAUUGUGAAAUAGACUAUGCUUGCACUGCUUCUUUUGUACGGUUUAUAUUUGUGGAUUAGAAGUAAAAAAUAAAAAUAAAAUAAAAAUUGGUUUUUAUAAAGUUGUAUUAUAUAUUGGAAAUUGUUUUUAUGUAUCAUUUUAUGUAUCACUUUUAC